AUGUUAUGGUGGAACAGCUGAGUUUAUUAAUCGCUCUCAGUCGGCUAUUUCUCAUUAAUUAAACGUCUCAUUAAGUCAUAUUUCUCAGCGGUGGUCCAAAGUCGGUCCGGAAUUUCAUUUCAUACCAAAAGGCCCUCGGGUUCGCUCUGAAUGGUGAUGAGUUUCACGAUCCGCGAGAUCUGCGAGGACACCAAGAUGGCGCGGGAGUAUGCGCUGCUGGGCAACUACGAGACGGCCCUGGUGUACUACCAGGGAGCCGUGCAGCAGAUACACAGGCUCCUGGCCACCAUACAGGACCCCCUGCGCAAGGAGAGGUGGCAGCAGAUGCAGGCCAAGAUCGCCCAGGAGUACGAGAAGGUGAAGGAGAUCGAGGGUGUCCUGUCUCAGUUCAACGGGGAGCUGAGCACCGACCGUCCCGUGGCGGGGAGGCAAGCCUACGACCUGUCCCUGGCGGACAACGACCUCCUGGCCCAGAUCUCCGCCCCCCGGGACCCGGAUGUCUGGCCCCCGCCCACGCCCGUAGAGCACAAGCACGGCCCCCCGGUGCGGCCCAUCCGUCCGGUGCGCAAGAACGAGCCCCCCUUCAAGUCCUCCGGCGGGGGACGGAGCGGGGGGGCGGCCAACCGGGACCGCUACAAAAAGACCGCCUCCGAGCCCAAGCCCAAGAAGGAGGACAAGGGAGGCAGGAAGGAGGGCAAGAAGGAGGAGGGGAGCAAGGACAACAAGGAGGAGAGGAAGUUCGACGGGUCCGGCUACGACCGGGAGCUGGUGGACAUGCUCGAGCGGGACAUCCUGCAGCGGGACCCCUCGGUCCGGUGGCAGGACAUCGCCGACCUGGAGGAGGCCAAGAAGCUGCUGGAGGAGGCCGUGGUGCUGCCCAUGUGGAUGCCGGACUUCUUCCGGGGGAUCCGGAGGCCCUGGAAGGGCGUCCUGAUGGUGGGCCCCCCCGGCACGGGCAAGACGAUGCUGGCCAAGGCCGUGGCCACCGAGUGCAAGACGACCUUCUUCAACGUCUCCUCCUCCACCCUCACCUCCAAGUACCGCGGGGAGUCAGAGAAGCUGGUGCGCCUGCUCUUCGAGAUGGCGCGGUUCUACGCCCCCAGCACCAUCUUCAUCGACGAGAUCGACUCCCUGUGCUCCCGCCGGGGCUCCGACUCGGAGCACGAGGCCAGCCGGAGGGUCAAGUCGGAGCUCCUCAUACAGAUGGAAGGCAUCACCAGCACCGAUGAUCCGAGCAAGGUGGUGAUGGUUCUGGCGGCCACCAACUUUCCCUGGGACAUCGACGAGGCCCUGAGGCGGCGCCUGGAGAAGAGGAUAUACAUACCCCUGCCCAACGCGGCGGGUCGCGAGGCGCUGCUGAAGAUCAACCUGAGGGACGUGGAGGUGUCUCCCGAGCUGGACUUGGAGGAGGUGGCCAACAGCCUGGACGGAUACUCGGGGGCAGACAUCACCAACGUCUGCAGGGACGCCUCGAUGAUGGCGAUGCGGCGCAAGAUCGCGGGCCUGAGCCCCGAGGAGAUCCGGAGCCUGCCCAAGGAGGAGCUGGAGCUGCCCGUGAGCCCCGAGGACUUCCGGGAGGCCGUCAAGAAGAUCAACAAGUCCGUCAGCAGGGAGGACCUGGAAAAGUACGAGAAGUGGAUGGCCGAGUUCGGAUCCAUCUAGCUAUCCUCCCUGUCCUUCUGUCUGUCCUCCGACACGC
Molecule: messenger RNA, 1699 nt
Organism: Uloborus diversus
Lineage: Eukaryota; Metazoa; Arthropoda; Arachnida; Araneae; Uloboridae
Gene: Kat60
Product: katanin p60 ATPase-containing subunit A-like 1
Exons: 10
Coding region: 151-1662 (503 amino acids)
Biological process (GO): microtubule severing
Cellular component (GO): microtubule cytoskeleton
Molecular function (GO): ATP hydrolysis activity; microtubule severing ATPase activity; ATP binding
Source: RefSeq, a predicted model, not a curated record